Messenger RNA from Ornithodoros turicata, 3580 nucleotides. Its product is annotated as excitatory amino acid transporter-like. The record is from RefSeq and is a predicted model, not a curated record. Lineage: Eukaryota; Metazoa; Arthropoda; Arachnida; Ixodida; Argasidae. Gene Ontology annotation, biological process: L-glutamate transmembrane transport. The transcript is spliced from 12 exons. The coding region runs from base 1696 to 3447 and encodes 583 amino acids. Gene Ontology annotation, molecular function: neutral L-amino acid transmembrane transporter activity; L-glutamate transmembrane transporter activity; glutamate:sodium symporter activity. Gene Ontology annotation, cellular component: plasma membrane.
CGCAAGCGGAGAACGAAUCGCGAGGCCGCCUUCCGAGCGUGCGCACUAGGUUUGUCGCUGCGAGACUGUUUUCAACAUGGCAGCCACCGGAGUGAAAGACGUUGGUGGCGCAUUUGGCUUACGGUUUGGUGACGCACGCAUUAGGACACAGGAACUUACAGAGGACCGUUGGGAAUCCCGUCUGGAUGCUUCACGAAAGAGACUUGCUUCCAGGAUUGAUGUAGAAGGAAAAGCCACGUGGCCGCCAUGAGCACCGUAGCCAAGACGAGACCCGCAUGGCAUCCGCGAGCGAUACGUCGGCAGAACCGCCACAUCCGGUCGCUCGCAUGGGUCGUGAUGCUUUAAGAUGCCACCGUUCUCUGGUCACUUGCUUCGGGGAACACUUGUAUGGCUGCACAGCAAAGAAAAAAAAAUGACGCUGUAUAUCGGACAAGAUUCACGUUUGAAGGGCUUCUGCGUGUACAAUAACAUGGCAACAGAAACACAAAUAACAUUUCAAUUCGUACUACGGUGGUAGGAAGCACCAUCAAUGGAGAGAGUCACGAUGUUUCCAUUGAAGUUUGCCGCCAAGGUACGCUGACCGAAGGAAAAGGAAAAGCAAGACGUGAACCAUGAUAGUAAGCGUCGACGUGGGCCGAAGUUUUACUAUGUAUACGGGGAAAGACAGACGAAACGUCGUCUUUUCUCAUAGUCAAGUGGUCGUAGCCUCUUGCCGCUACAACAAAUUCCUUGAUACAGACACCACAGAACGAUCCACCGUAGUUGAUAUUACUUUGAUACAGACACCGUGGAAUGAUAUAGCAGUAUAUCCUGGUCUUCCACUUACGUUCUUCCACCGAUUCACAGCUCUCGCUUUCGCAUACCAUGCGUGCGCCACCAUAGGGUCACGUCAGAGGGGCAACAGAAUUCAGCUUUCCCUCUAUUUCAUUUUUUUACCCACGAUGGCUUUGAACGCGAAAAUGAACGAUAUUGUUAAUCAUACAGUGUAGCCAUUCACCUAAGAAAAAUAAUAACAAAACGUGUUAACCCCAAGCGUACCAAAUUGAUAGUAUAGAACCAGAACGAAGUUACCUGGACAGAGUGCACGAAGGGCUAAUCAGUUCCAUGGGCUUACAGCGAGAUGGAGUACGAUGACGCCGUUUUUAGCUCCAACAGGAGAGUCAUGAAAGUGGUACCUUGAUGGACCUGCUUGAAUACACUACUUGUGUUCCGCAACAACAUGUUCCUUUUUUUUUUCAGCCAUUGUUGUUUAGAAGCGUAUACGAAGAGGGGAGUCAAGUCCUGUAGAUCACAUAAACAAAAUACAGAAACCGACACUGAAGAUCUUCCGUGUCGGUUUCUGUAUUUUGUCCAUUGUUGUUUAGUGAAAUGCGUUGGUUCGUUGUACCGUCUCGGUGGUGGUGGUGGUAAUGCUGAAAGGGCUAACCAUUGUCGGCCUCACAGAGGUGGGCAACAUAACGACUAACGCUCCGGGGGAUGUGCGUCUUAGGCCGAAGGAGAACUGUGCCGUCAAAGGGAACUGUGCCGACAUAUGUCUGACGGCGUCUGAGGAAAACCCAGGAAAAACCUCAGAGACCACAGCCAGCACCGGGAUUUCGAGCCCUGAUAUCUCCUAGUCUCGACGUGGCAUGAUGGCCAGCGCGCUACCCACAUAGUCCCAUAGCUUCAUUGCCCCACUUCGGUCGCAACCGUGGUAUGAGCACGUCCACGGUUGACAACCAUGUCCUAUUGCCUCACGUUCGCCACGCGCCACGCUCGUAUUCUACUCGCAGACGACGUUUCAUUGUUCCAUGUUUGUGGACUCUGGUAGUCACUGGUAUAACCAGCCGUUGCUCAUUGAAGGAUCAACUGUCUGUGCAUAAGGCGCAUCUGAAGGAACUGCGGCAAGAAAUAAUGACAGUUGGAACUGUUCGUUCUAAAGAGAGUUUGAGAGCAGAGAAGGCGUGGAAAGAACUUGGGCAUCCUCCACGCGGCCAGGAAGGGAACUUCGUUUCGCGCAACCUCCUGGUAUUCCUCAUGAGUAGCUCAGUGGUAGCGGGGCUCGCUCUCGGCUUUCUCUCUCGUCAAGCUGAAGGCACAUGGACACGUAAACAGAUAUCUUACCUGGGAUUUCCCGGGGAGAUGUUCCGUCGUGUGUCCGAAAUCACAGUCCUUCCAAUGACAACUUUCAUGAUGAUCGGCGCCGUUGGUCGAUGCAGCUCCACCUUCGUUCGACGGCUCUUCUCGAGGGCCCUCAUCUUUCACUUAGCUACGAAGCUGCUAGCCGUCGGUACGGCAUUUCUGGUGGGCUCAAUCCUGUAUCCCGGAAUUCGGACCGAGAACCUGGACCCUCCGCCUCCGAUCACUACGAUUAUUCCAUCCAUGACCAUCGUAGACGGCAUCCUUGACUUGUUCAGGAACUUGGUGCCAGAGAGCUUCGCCGGCGCUUACAUCUUUACGACGUAUACAUCCAUAGAAAUGAAUACAACGAACAGGGAGCAGAAUGCGACACUGGAAACUGCACCGGUAACGAUUCGAAUGGCAGAUCUUUCGAACGACAUGGGGAUCAUAUUCUUCUGCUUCCUCCUCGGCAUGAUCCUGAAUAUGGUGCAUUCAAAAGAGAACAUAUUGCUUCGCCUGUGUAUCGAGUUUGGAAACACACUGCUCACACUCAACAAGUUCCUCGUUUGGUACUACCCUGUGGGCAUCUGUUUUAAGUUAGCCUCACAAACUCUUCGUGCCACUCAGUUCGUCACCCUUAUGUACCAGCUGAGGAACUAUUUCAUGUGUGUGUCCAUCGCUCUGGGCAUUCACGGUUUGAUUACCAUGCCGAUUAUCCUUUUGCUCAGCCGAAAAAAGUACCGAGCCUUCUACUCCGGCAUAGCACUUCCUUUGAUCACAGCCUUCGGCACAAGCUCCAGCAAUGCUUGUAUGGGUACCACCAUCAGCAUGAUGGAGGACAAAAUGGGCAUCAACUCUCGUAUUGUGAAAAUCAUAGUCCCCAUGUUCGCCACCAUCAAUAAGGAUGGCACUGCGAUCUACACCGUUGCGAACGUUCUCUUCUGCGUCAGGAGACACAACCGCGUGGUUCAUAUCUGGCAGAUUCUUUGCGUAACGAUGAUCACUAUUUUGACAACGUCGAGCGUAUCAGCCUUGCCGCACACGACUACGCUGCCCAUAUUAUCCAAUAUGCGCUUCUUGGGUCUGCCGUUCGAGAACCUUGGCUACUUUACGGUUACGGACUGGAUAUUAGACAGACUCGUGACGAUGGUGAACAUUAUGGGUGACGCAGUGUGCUGCAGUGUCCUGGAACGGUUCUGCAAAAGGGACCUCAUCAACCAGCUUGAAGAGGAGCGUGCCAUAGCUUUGUCAAUGCCCACCACAAUUCUGAUGAGUGGUCAACAAGUAUACGAAAUGAUGUCCAAAACUGCAGAAGAGCUGAUGCGGAUUGGGUCCAGCCCUCCCUAAAUGCACCGCGUGCUACCCUCACGCCAAUACAGUUAUUGUGCGAGUGGAAAACGGACCGCUGCAAGACAGUUACCGCAGGACACGAUUAAGCUGUUCUUAGUUUGAAGAUUAAAAUGUAUGUAUGGCAGAAGAA